UAGAGCUCAUUUCCAACCGUCGCACUGUCUCGAGCGGUCUACGAUGGAGCAUUGGUGCAACUGCUACAACUGCACGAUGAGGAGGGUGUCCAUGCACAACUUGCAGAAUCCCAACCUGGAGUUGCCACUCCCGGAGACGCCUCCAGGUACUCCACCGCGAUACCCGUGGCACCGUCCAGAGUCGCCACCACCGUUUGUGGAGCUGGAGUCUCCGAGAACCCCACCAAGAGAUCCUUGGUAUCGUCCGGUGACACCAACUCCAGAGGGUCAAGCGCAACCACAGGCACCGACUCCAGAGGGCCAGGCGCGACCGGUUGCCGUCGUGAGGCCUUGGCAGCGCCCGCUGUGGGGUACGUCCUCCAAGGUCGCCAACCCCAGAGGCUAGGGUGGAGACACCAAGGUCCAGGGUGGAAGCUCCAGAGGCCAGGGUGGAGACUUCAAGGGCGCCGACUCCACCACCCGGCCCAGAGA
Leptopilina boulardi is the source of this 471-nucleotide messenger RNA. RefSeq lists its product as uncharacterized. The transcript has 2 exons. Lineage: Eukaryota; Metazoa; Arthropoda; Insecta; Hymenoptera; Figitidae. The record is from RefSeq and is a predicted model, not a curated record. Bases 44 to 385 code for a protein of 113 amino acids.